GGAAAGUCAGCUGAAACUGAUGUCUAACCCUGUGUUACACAGGUCUGUCACAGUACCAGGUGAUAUAUGUCAUAUUUCCUGUGUGACACCAGACCGAGUCUGGAUCGGUGAUCAUGAUGGUAAAAAUAUUAUCUUGAUAAACUCAGAGGGUGAUAUACUACAUAUGACAAAUGUAAUGAGCAUGAGGGGACAACACACAGUGAAUCUUACUGGUGAUCUUAUUUACAUAGACAGGGAUGGUAACAUUAUCAAACUCUCACAAGAUAAUAGAACAAAGACUACACUGAUAAAGAAAACAGAAGAAUGGGAACCAAAGUGCAUCUACUCCUCCCACCUCAAUGGCGAUUUGCUGGUCGGUAUAUGGUCCUACAAAAAAGGCAUAAUAGCACGCUAUAAUGGCAGUGGACAACUCAAACAGAUAAUACAGCAUGGAAACACAGGCCAGAAACUGUAUUAUGAUCCUAUCUACAUCACAGAGAACAACAAUGGAGAUGUUAUUGUGUCUGACCUUGGCCAUCAUGCUGUAGUGGUGACAGAUUAUGAAGGAAGACCCCGUUUCUCCUACUCAGGUCCUCCGUCAGGAUCAGGACUUUUUCCACAAGGAAUCUGUACUGACGCGCUGUCACACAUUUUGGUGUGUGAUUUUAUCACCAGCACAAUUCAUAUGAUUGACAGGGACGGUCACUUUCUGUCACUGAUACUGACAAGACCACAAGGGAUAAACGGACCAAUGGGCCUGAGUUAUGACGACAAAUCUCAUCUUCUUUGGGUUGGAUUAUACGGCGGGGAAAAGAAAGUGCGUGUAUACAGAUACAUAGAGAGGCAGGACUAUCUACAAAGCAUAACAAAUCAGAGUAAAAUAAAUAUAUGA
This is a messenger RNA of Saccostrea cuccullata (small rock oyster), 871 nucleotides long. RefSeq lists its product as uncharacterized. The record is from RefSeq and is a predicted model, not a curated record. NCBI's taxonomy places the organism in Eukaryota, Metazoa, Mollusca, Bivalvia, Ostreida, Ostreidae. Gene Ontology annotation, molecular function: ubiquitin protein ligase activity; translation repressor activity. Gene Ontology annotation, biological process: negative regulation of translation; protein polyubiquitination; proteasome-mediated ubiquitin-dependent protein catabolic process. The transcript has a single exon. Bases 20 to 871 code for a protein of 283 amino acids.